This is a messenger RNA of Parathielavia appendiculata, 1389 nucleotides long. RefSeq lists its product as uncharacterized. Gene Ontology annotation, molecular function: RNA binding. The transcript has a single exon. NCBI's taxonomy places the organism in Eukaryota, Fungi, Ascomycota, Sordariomycetes, Sordariales, Chaetomiaceae. Gene Ontology annotation, biological process: mRNA splicing, via spliceosome. The coding region runs from base 167 to 1243 and encodes 358 amino acids. The record is from RefSeq and is a predicted model, not a curated record. Gene Ontology annotation, cellular component: U2 snRNP; U2-type spliceosomal complex.
AUCGAGGAACACCAGAAGGGAUACAUAUUUCCCAACGUUGACGACGACGCCGACGAUGAACGGCCGGCGCAGAGCAGAAAGAGGAAGAUGAACUCGUACAACGACCGCGAGGUAAGCUGCGCGCGCAUGCACAUCUGCAGCGUCGGCCAUCCCGCACGCCGCCACCAUGCCCUCCUCCUCCCACCAUAGCCCAACAGCCCAUCAGAGAGUCAAGAGACAAGAACAGUCCCGAACGCUCGCGCGCGAGAUCCGGGGAGAGACUGACCAGCCGCUUGUUGUAACCUUUGUUUCGCGUCAGCAGGACGACAACUAUACCAAUAAGGAUCGCUCUUCCAAAAGCUCGAAACGGCAGGGAAACAGAGGGCCACCGCAGCCUAAGCAGAACACGGCCGUCUACGUAACGGGUCUACCCCUAGAUGCCACCGUCGAAGAAGUCGCCGAGCUCUUCUCACGCAAGUGCGGCGUCAUCGCCGAGGAGAUCGACAGCGGCCGGCCGCGCAUCAAGAUGUACACGGACGCCGACGGGAACUUCAAAGGCGACGCCCUGAUUGUCUUCUUCAAGCCGCAGUCCGUCGACAUGGCCAUCAUGCUCCUGGACGACACCGACUUUCGAUUCCCGGCCUCGGGCUCGUCAAGCACGGGCGGCAAGAUGCGCGUGCAGGCCGCCGACUCGAGUUACAAAAAGACCAAAUACGACGGCGACAACAACACCCCCACCUCCAACAAGCCAGGAGAGGGAAGCAGCAGCGGCAGCAACACCCGGCCCUCCCAGGACAAAGCCAAGAUCAUCAAGAAGACGCAAAAACUCUCGGCCAAACUAGCCGACUGGAGCGACGACGAGCCCUCCGCCAUCCCAGACCCCUUCAACAGCACCGCCGCCUCCGCCUCCGCCGCAAAGGGUGGCAAAUGGGACCGCGUGGUCAUCCUCCGCCACAUGUUCACUCUCGAGGAACUGCAGGAAGACCCCACCGCGCUCCUCGACAUCAAGGAGGACAUACGCGAGGAGUGCGCCAAGCUGGGGCCCGUGACCAACGUGGUGCUGUACGACGAGGAAGAAGAGGGGAUCGUAAGCGUCAAGUUCCAGACGCGCGAGGCGGCCGAGGCAUGCCUGCGCGUCAUGCACGGGCGGGCGUUUGCCGGCCGCAUGGUCGAGGCGUACUUUGCCACGGGAAGGGAGAAGUUUCGGCGGUCCAAGGGGGAGGGACGUAAUGGUGGUCAGGAUCAUGAUGAGAAUGAGGAUUAGGCUAGCUUCUCCAGGGAGUUUCCUUCUUUCUCGGUCACCGGUUCCACUGCAGGUGUUCGGGCGUUGUUUGUUUGAAGAUCCUAGCACUCGAUCUAGCAGCACACCAAGCCCUUAUGCAAAUUUACGAUUAGUAUCACUGCUACAUG